UCAACGUCUGUUCUAGUAUUUUUGUAGAACUGUCCUGAUUAUUACGAAGAAAUUUCUAUCGUGCACUUAUUCAAAUACCUUAGGUAAAGACGAAUAAAACGUACUCUUAUUUGUUGAUGCGUGGCUACUUUAGAAUUUAAGUUGAAUUUCAUUAGGGGUGCGGUAAGGUAAGCCCUCUCCCACCUUUUGGUACCUCCGUCAUGGCCUCAACUAAGCUCAACCUCAAUACCCCCGGGCUUUGAGUUUUGCAACCCAUCCUCAAUCUUCAGCAGUCUCCUUGGCCUUCUCUUGCACCAUGGAACAAACAGAGAUGCCAGCCCAAACCGACGCAGACCGUGUCGAAAUAUCGACAUCACGAGUUAAGACCUUGCUCGAUCUGCCUCCUGAAAUCAUCCUCCUAAUAGCAGACUUCCUGCCAACGACCUCGACUGCCUCUUUUGCUCUCUGCAAUAAAAGACUCGCCGCUCAAUUCGGCAGCAAGCCUUGGAAGCUGCUCUCCAGCAUGGAAUCCGAGGAUCGCAUAUACUUCCUCUCCAUUCUAUCACGAGAUCUCCCUCACCACCACGCAUGCCAUGGGUGUAUCCGCCUUCAUCUCAGCACUUCCACCCCACUGCCGGCAGACUUCAGUCCAUCACCCCUGCCCCUCUCCUGCAUCCCUGCGUGUGAUCGCGACGAUUGUUCAGGUUUAAUGUCAGAACGUGGGCUCUUCUCCAUUCCGAACUACUUUUCUCCUUACAAGCUGCGUUUCCCCCACGUCCAAUUAGCGCUAAAACAACACCACCAUGGCCUUGAUCAUGGCAUCUUACUCAGUGACCUAUCGCACACCGACAUCCAGUUCGUCCAAGGAAGUGUGUUUCUCUUUUCAGUAGAUGCGCGAAUCGCAUCCGAUGAGAUGGUUGUGCGAUCUCAGGAAUGGGCUAUAUCGAGCGAGCACCCACGUGAAGACUUCCUGUCCAAGACUGUGAUCCACAACGUCUGCCAGCAUCAGAUGACCUACAAUGCGGAAUUUGGUCUUGAUGAUAGCUUCACGAGCUUGAUUCGAUGUCGGCUUGGCCAUGGAGCCGCAGACGAUGACUGUGCUUGCAUGAGAUUGCAUCAAUGUCCUUUCUGCCCUUUGGAAUAUCAGAUUGACGUUGUGGAUUUCAAAGAGCGAGGGACUGCCAUCUGUGCCACUAAAUGGUUGAAUCUUGGGGCCGGCCUCACCACUCGUGAUUCGAAUUGGCGGGGGCACCAUCUUUCACAUGACGACUACGUUCCGCAUAAUCUGCCGCUUGGAAGCAUUCGUUCAAGCUAUGAGAGUCAGGAAGCAGCAUCUGUUAAUGAUCUAACUGCCGAAAAUAAGAAGAGGCUGUCUUCUUUUUUACGCAUGACUGGAUAUGGUAUGUUUGGGGAUCCGGAUGGUUAUGAUUGGAAGUUGGUUGGACAUGACAUCUGGUACAUUAGGCCUCCAGGAGAGUUCCAUACCAUCCCAUGGUUGCUUCACCGAUUACGCGCCUCGAUUCUAAGAAUCAGUCCGCAAUUCCUUGUGAUUUUAUCUUCAAUCCUCAUGGUUGCUCAACUUGCUUUGCUGAUAUUGCGCAUUUAGGAAUGUUGGCAGCUCGGAGGACUUUCAAGGCUUUGAGUAUUUUACAGUUUUCAAGUAAUCAUGAAUGCCAAUAAUGAAAUCUCAUAGUUUCAGAACCCC
Messenger RNA from Amorphotheca resinae ATCC 22711, 1684 nucleotides. RefSeq lists its product as hypothetical. Gene Ontology annotation, molecular function: protein binding. The record is from RefSeq and is a predicted model, not a curated record. The transcript has a single exon. Bases 296 to 1585 code for a protein of 429 amino acids. NCBI's taxonomy places the organism in Eukaryota, Fungi, Ascomycota, Leotiomycetes, Helotiales, Amorphothecaceae.